Coregonus sp. 'balchen' is the source of this 4800-nucleotide messenger RNA. Lineage: Eukaryota; Metazoa; Chordata; Actinopteri; Salmoniformes; Salmonidae. The record is from the annotation of a GenBank genome assembly.
AUGGCAGAGCCACCGCUGGCAAAGCCAAGUUUGUGAUGCAGCGACUGUGUUUGGACAGAUGGGUUUGGGCACAAAAGAGCAACAGCAAAUUCUCCAUUGUUAAAUCAACACUGAGUGUUUCAUUUAACACUGGUCCAGUGUCUAUAUGGGUCCACACUUUUCAAUGUUAAAUUAACCCACUGCCUAAUGUAAAGCCUUAUUUGCAUAUUUCCCAGAGUGUCUUAUCUUUCGAGUGAAUUGUAGAGUUACCACCCAUAACUGUAUUUGUUAGUGACAAAGACAUGGUUGUUGCAUUCAUCCAUUUACAGUCCUGCAGCCUUCACCAAGUGAGAUCUUAACUGAAUAUGUUAUCAUUAAAAUGCAAUUAUUUAACACAAUACAAGACAUAUUUCAUGAGGCCUUUUUUGAGGGCCUAGUUUUACCCUAAUACAGCGGCCUGAAACUCAUGGUUUACAGGCCACAUCAGUCGUGCAAGUCACUUUAUGAUGUCUUGAAAACUGAUGUGUAAUUCCUACUGGAAUCCAGCCACAGUGGGGGUAUCCAACAUUUUGCAUUUUUAUUCACCCUUCAACCUGCAUUCAGAAUGACUGCCUGGUUGGGAAGAUGAAGAUAUGAGACUACCUAAACCAUCUAAACUGGAACAGCUAUUUCAGUAACGUGUACAAUAAAUCCAAGUAACAGAUUGGAAUAGUUUAGAAUAAAUGAUGUUAUUUAUAUUUGAGUAGCAUAAGAUUAAAUAAUCAAUCGAUGUACAUGCAAAAACAUAGUUAUUGAAACAAACACUUCUAAAAAUCAGCCUGCAAUAAAGCAUGCUGGGAAAUAUGAUAAUGAUGGGAGUAGUUUUGGUUUAGCACUGGUUAUAAACACCAACACUUGGGUUCUUUUACACCAAUUAGUGUUAAUUUAACACUUGCAUGGUUAAUUCAUAAUAUUUCCCCUAAUGUUAUUAGCCUACCCCCUCUUUCUCUUUCUAUUGUUGCUUCAUUCCUUCCUCGCUUUCAACAGUUAAAUGAAAUACGUUUCAUUGUCCUUAUCUUCAUCAUUCUAAUGACAUCCUUGAAUAAUUUGGACUAGAAUUAGAUGCAGAAGGCUUUCACUUCUCUUCACGGAGAUUGAAUGGUUAUCGGUCUGAAUAUGUAACUGCUAUAGCCUACCGCCAUCACACGUUCACUGCUGUAUUUAACAUUCAGCAAACAAGAGCUUGCGUCCCUCUUCGAAUAGUCUAUUGGUGUAAGAAAUGCUAAAGAAAAAUAAUGUCCAGCAAGCUAUUCUAGUCUGGCUUUUCCUGCAUGGGACUCCAAGAGCUAAAGAGCGUUUUUUUAAGGAGAGGCCAGCGGAGCACAGGUGCUUGUGUAUUGUGCAAGAGACAGAGGCUACAGUGGGGGAAAAAAAGUAUUUAGUCAGCCACCAAUUGUGCAAGUUCUCCCACUUAAAAAGAUGAGAGAGGCCUGUAAUUUUCAUCAUAGGUACACGUCAACUAUGACAGACAAAUUGAGAUUUUUUUUCUCCAGAAAAUCACAUUGUAGGAUUUUUAAUGAAUUUAUUUGCAAAUUAUGGUGGAAAAUAAGUAUUUGGUCACCUACAAACAAGCAAGAUUUUUGGCUCUCACAGACCUGUAACUUCUUCUUUAAGAGGCCCCUCUGUCCUCCACUCGUUACCUGUAUUAAUGGCACCUGUUAGAAACUUGUUAUCAGUAUAAAAGACACCUGUCCACAACCUCAAACAGUCACACUCCAAACUCCACUAUGGCCAAGACCAGGCUGGUAAGACUGAAUCUGCAAUAGGUAAGCAGCUUCGUUUGAAGAAAUCAACUGUGGGAGCAAUUAUUAGGAAAUGGAAGACAUACAAGACCACUGAUAAUCUCCCUCGAUCUGGGGCUCCACGCAAGAUCUCACCCCGUGGGGUCAAAAUGAUCACAAGAACGGUGAGCAAAAAUCCCAGAACCACACGGGGGGACCUAGUGAAUGACCUGUAGAGAGCUGGAACCAAAGUAACAAAGCCUAUCAUCAGUAACACACUACGCCGCCAGGGACUCAAAUCCUGCAGUGCCAGGCGUGUCCCCCUGCUUAAGCCAGUACAUGUCCAGGCCCGUCUGAAGUUUGCUAGAGUGCAUUUGGAUGAUCCGGAAGAGGAUUGGGAGAAUGUCAUAUGGUCAGAUGAAACCAAAAUAGAACUUUUUGGUAAAAACUCAACUCGUCGUGAUUGGAGGACAAAGAAUGCUGAGUUGCAUCCAAAGAACACCAUACCUACUGUGAAGCAUGGGGGUGGAAACAUCAUGCUUUGGGGCUGUUUUUCUGCAAAGGGACCAGGACGACUGAUCCGUGUAAAGGAAAUAAUGAAUGGGGCCAUGUAUCGUGAGAUUUUUAGUGAAAACCUCCUUCCAUCAGCAAGGGCAUUGAAGAUGAAACGUGGCUGGGUCUUUCAGCAUGACAAUGAUCCCAAACACACCGCCCGGGCAACGAAGGAGUGGCUUCUUAAGAAGCAUUUCAAGGUCCUGGAGUGGCCUAGCCAGUCUCCAGAUCUCAACCCCAUAGAAAAUCUUUGGAGGGAGUUGAAAGUCCGUGUUGCCCAGCGAUAGCCCCAAAACGUCACUGCUCUAGAGGAGAUCUGCAUGGAGGAAUGGGCAAAAAUACCAGCAACAGUGUGUGAAGACCUUGUGAAGACUUAUAGAAAAUGUUUGACCUGUGUCAUUGCCAACAAAGGGUAUAUAACAAAGUAUUAAGAAACUUUUGUUAUUGACCAAAUACUUAUUUUCCACCAUAAUUUGCAAAUAAAUUCAUAAAAAAUCCUACAAUGUGAUUUUCUGGAUUUUUUUUCCUCAUUUUGUCUGUCAUAGUUGACGUGUACCUAUGAUGAAAAUUACAGGCCUCUCAUCUUUUUAAGUGGGAGAACUUGCACAAUUGGUGGCUGAUUAAAUACUUUUUUCCCCCACUGUAUAUGUUAAAAGCUGAUUAUGCGUAACCCAUCAUCAAUUAGCUAAAAAUAAGGGUAAUACUGCAUUGAAUGUAUUACCUGAAAGUGGUAGGCUAGGACAUCUAUAUAUAGGGCUAUACAGUAUAUCAAGAACAGGAUGAUCUAUUUUGGAUACAAUUUGAAUGGAGUUGAUGGAGAGAGAAAAAGACUGCGAGAGUGUUCAUGCAUGCACUUAUUUAAAGCAAUGAUAUUCGAGUGAUAGCCUGUUAAAAACUCUGCAGCUGCAAUAAUUUUUUUAAUUAUCUUUACAAUUAAAAAACAAGGUGACCCCCGAAAGCCAGAUGGAGAUGGGUAAAUUAGACAUGCAUUCAGUCCUUAUUUUACAGUAGCAUAGGCUAUGCUGCAGCAAAUGUAGGCCUACCUGUCACAAGAAAAAUAGUUACCAUGAUGAAAUGAGACUGUAGGUCUACAUGCAUUGUGAACUGCGCUCUAUACUGAGAUGGGCUGUCUGUCCCCACCAUGAACGUUUAUUCAUCAUGCAGAUUCAUCAUGCCAUAGAGAAGCCAAAUUUAGACAUCACAUAUAAUUUUACAGUUCCAUUUCACGCCAUGCUGUUCAUAUAAAUAAUUUAUCAUGAUUUGCCGGUUUCUCGCAGUUAUUUAUCCCGGGUUUUGGGCAAUAAAUCCCGAUAAAUCUCGGUAACCGGGUUCCCGCCAUUCAACCCAGAGCCAAAUAGAAUAUCCAGAAAGUGAGCUUUAUGCGUUGUUGAGACAUCACUUUGUAAAGAUGUUCCUUUGUAAAUGGAAGAGAUUAGCUUAGACAUUCAAAAUGAUCUGUUAGGAGAAAAACAGACCAGAACUUUACUAUGCGUGAAGUCAUGUCAAGCAAGGAAAUUCUAAUGAUAGGUGUGCCAUGCCUAAAAUGACUCAGUCUGAUUGAUGUGGCCCUAUCACACCCCAUCAGACUCAGAUGUGGCCGGUAGAGUCCAAGAACCAGACAGCAAAGCAUUUACUUACGCUGAGCUCAGACUUGAUUACAAUGCUUUACUAAUCUAAUCCUUCGAUCCUCUCUCUAUUCUCCUCCUCUCUAGGCGACUCCCAGGGUAUGGUCAACUUCCUCAUUUCCAAGGAGGGCGGCGAGCUGUCUCUGGUGGACCAGGCUAAUGUAUGGAUCUUCCUCCGGCUGGCCAAGACCAAUCGCAGCCGUGCCAAGGUCACUAUACGCCUGUUGCAGCAGCGCCUUGGCGGAGACGGCCAUGAAGAGUCAGUGCCGGUGCCACUGGCCGAGAAGGCGGUGGACACACGGCGCAGUGGCUGGCACACUUUCCCCGUGUCGGCCAGCGUCCAGGCCCUGCUGAAGGGCGGCGGCAGCAUGCUCAGUGUGAGGGUCUCCUGCCCGCUGUGCGCCAAUGCUGGCGCCACGCCCAUCUUGGUGUCGACCAGUGGCAACCAGGAGCGUGAGCAGUCCCACCGGCCCUUCCUCAUGGCGGUGGUGCAGCAGGGCGAGGGCGGCGAGCCACGGCAACGCCGCAAACGGGGCCUGGAGUGCGACGGCAAGGUGCGUGCUUGCUGUAAGCGCCAGUUCUACGUCAAUUUCAAGGACAUUGGCUGGAGUGACUGGAUCAUAGCGCCGGGGGGCUACCACGCCAACUACUGCGAGGGCGACUGCCCCAGCCACGUGGCCAGCAUCACAGGCUCCUCGCUCUCCUUCCACUCCACCGUCAUCAACCACUACCGCAUACGGGGCUACGCGCCCUUCCAGAACAUUAAGUCGUGCUGCGUGCCCACGCGGCUACGCGCCAUGUCUAUGCUCUACUACAACGAGGAGCAAAAGAUCGUCAAAAAGGACAUCCAGAACAUGGUCGUAGAGGAGUGCGGCUGCUCGUAA